GGCCACCCGGGAGCGGGGGCCCUCGGUCUCAGCAUGAGCGGCAAUCUCAACGCCAACCAUCUCAACCUAGACGCGUCCUCCUCCUCCUCCUCCUCCUCCUCCUCCUCCUCCUCCUCCUCCUCCGCCUCCGCCGCCGCCGCCUCGGUCCAAGAGCCCAAGAUGGACGCGCUCAUCAUCCCGGUGACCAUGGAGGUGCCGUGCGACAGCCGGGGCCAGCGCAUGUGGUGGGCAUUCCUGGCCUCCUCCAUGGUCACUUUCUUCGGCGGCCUCUUCAUCAUUCUGCUCUGGCGGACGCUCAAGUACCUGUGGACCGUCUGCUGCCACUGCGGGGGCAAAAGCAAGGAGGCCCAGAAGAUCAACAAUGGCACUACACAGGCGGAUGGUACGCUCAAGCCAGUGGAUGAAAAAGAGGAGGUGGUGGCAGCAGAAGUCGGCUGGAUGACUUCCGUGAAAGAUUGGGCAGGGGUCAUGAUCUCUGCCCAGACGCUAACCGGCAGAGUCCUGGUUGUCUUAGUCUUCGCUCUUAGCAUUGGUGCACUUGUAAUAUACUUCAUAGAUUCCUCCAACCCAAUAGAAUCCUGCCAGAAUUUCUACAAAGAUUUCACAUUACAGAUCGACAUGGCUUUCAACGUAUUCUUCCUCCUCUAUUUUGGCUUGCGGUUCAUUGCAGCCAACGAUAAGCUGUGGUUUUGGCUGGAAGUUAACUCAGUUGUAGAUUUCUUCACAGUCCCUCCAGUGUUUGUGUCAGUUUAUUUAAACAGAAGUUGGCUGGGUUUGAGAUUUUUGAGAGCUCUCAGAUUGAUACAGUUUUCAGAAAUUUUGCAGUUUCUGAAUAUCCUAAAAACCAGCAAUUCCAUCAAGCUGGUGAAUCUGCUCUCAAUAUUUAUCAGCACGUGGCUGACAGCAGCUGGGUUCAUACAUUUGGUAGAGAACUCAGGGGAUCCAUGGGAAAAUUUCCAAAAUAACCAAGCUCUUACAUACUGGGAAUGCGUUUAUUUGCUAAUGGUUACGAUGUCCACAGUUGGUUAUGGAGAUGUUUAUGCAAAAACAACCCUGGGUCGCCUUUUCAUGGUCUUCUUCAUCCUCGGGGGACUGGCCAUGUUUGCCAGCUACGUCCCUGAAAUCAUAGAGUUAAUAGGAAACCGCAAGAAAUACGGUGGUUCCUAUAGUGCGGUUAGUGGAAGAAAGCACAUCGUUGUCUGUGGCCACAUCACUCUGGAGAGUGUGUCUAACUUCCUGAAGGACUUCCUACACAAAGACCGCGAUGAUGUCAACGUGGAGAUAGUUUUUCUUCACAAUAUCUCUCCAAACCUGGAACUCGAAGCUCUAUUUAAACGACAUUUUACUCAGGUGGAAUUUUAUCAGGGUUCAGUCCUCAAUCCACAUGACUUGGCUAGAGUCAAGAUAGAGUCAGCAGAUGCAUGCCUAAUCCUUGCCAAUAAGUACUGCGCUGACCCAGACGCUGAAGAUGCCUCCAAUAUUAUGAGAGUAAUUUCCAUAAAGAAUUACCACCCGAAGAUAAGAAUUAUAACUCAGAUGCUGCAGUAUCACAACAAGGCCCAUCUGCUCAAUAUCCCAAGCUGGAAUUGGAAAGAAGGAGAUGACGCGAUCUGCCUCGCCGAACUGAAGCUGGGAUUCAUCGCCCAGAGCUGCCUGGCGCAGGGCCUCUCCACCAUGCUCGCCAACCUCUUCUCCAUGAGGUCAUUCAUAAAGAUUGAGGAGGAUACAUGGCAGAAGUACUAUCUGGAAGGAGUCUCUAAUGAAAUGUAUACAGAAUAUCUAUCUAGUGCCUUCGUGGGUCUGUCCUUCCCUACAGUUUGUGAACUGUGCUUUGUGAAGCUAAAACUCUUAAUGAUAGCCAUAGAAUACAAGUCGGCCAAUCGCGAAAGCCGCAUAUUAAUCAACCCUGGAAACCAUCUGAAGAUUCAAGAAGGUACUUUAGGAUUCUUCAUUGCAAGUGAUGCCAAAGAAGUUAAAAGGGCAUUUUUUUACUGCAAGGCCUGUCAUGAUGACAUCACAGAUCCCAAAAGGAUCAAAAAAUGUGGCUGCAAACGGCCCAAGAUGUCCAUCUACAAGAGAAUGAAACUGGCAUGUUGUUUUGAUUGCGGACGUUCUGAGCGUGACUGCUCUUGCAUGUCAGGCAGUGUGCAUAGUAACAUGGACACCCUUGAGAGAGCCUUCCCACUUUCUUCUGUCUCUGUUAAUGAUUGCUCCACCAGUUUACGUGCCUUUGAAGAUGAGCAGCCGUCAACUCUGUCACCCAAAAAAAAGCAACGAAAUGGAGGCAUGCGAAAUUCACCGAAUUCCUCACCUAAGCUGAUGAGGCAUGACCCCUUGUUAAUUCCUGGCAAUGAACAGAUCGACAACAUGGAUUCCAAUGUGAAAAAAUAUGAUUCUACAGGGAUGUUUCACUGGUGUGCAGCCAAAGAGAUAGAGAAGGUCAUUCUGACUCGAAGUGAAGCUGCUAUGACAGUUUUAAGCGGGCACGUCGUGGUCUGCAUAUUCGGAGACGUCACGUCUGCAUUGAUUGGAUUGAGGAAUUUAGUGAUGCCCCUCCGAGCAAGCAACUUCCAUUACCAUGAACUCAAACAUAUAGUAUUUGUGGGAUCCAUCGAAUACUUAAAGAGAGAAUGGGAGACUCUGCAUAACUUCCCUAAAGUUUCAAUACUGCCUGGUACACCAUUAAGCCGGGCUGAUUUAAGGGCUGUCAACAUCAACCUCUGCGACAUGUGCGUUAUCCUGUCAGCCAAUCAGAAUAAUAUUGAUGAUACUUCGCUGCAGGACAAGGAAUGCAUCUUGGCGUCACUCAACAUCAAAUCUAUGCAGUUUGAUGACAGCAUCGGGGUCUUACAGGCUAAUUCCCAAGGGUUCACGCCACCAGGGAUGGAUAGAUCGUCUCCCGACAACAGCCCAGUCCAUGGGAUGUUACGUCAGCCAUCCAUCACAACCGGAGUCAAUAUCCCCAUCAUUACUGAGCUGGUGAAUGAUACUAAUGUUCAGUUUUUGGACCAAGAUGACGACGACGAUCCUGAUACCGAACUGUACCUCACACAGCCAUUUGCCUGUGGGACGGCAUUUGCUGUCAGUGUGUUGGACUCCCUAAUGAGUGCGACAUACUUCAAUGACAAUAUCCUCACCCUGAUCCGGACCCUGGUAACGGGAGGAGCUACCCCAGAGCUGGAAGCGCUGAUCGCAGAGGAGAAUGCGCUGAGAGGUGGCUACAGCACGCCCCAAACACUUGCAAACAGAGACCGGUGUCGGGUUGCUCAGUUAGCUCUGCUUGACGGGCCAUUUGCUGAUCUAGGGGAUGGUGGCUGUUAUGGAGAUUUGUUCUGUAAAGCUCUGAAAACAUACAACAUGCUCUGCUUCGGAAUUUACCGGCUGAGGGACGCCCAUCUGAGCACACCUAGUCAGUGCACAAAACGGUAUGUCAUCACCAAUCCACCCUACGAGUUUGAGCUCGUGCCGACAGACUUGAUCUUCUGUUUAAUGCAGUUUGACCACAACGCUGGCCAAUCUCGGGCCAGCCUCUCUCAUUCCUCCCACUCCUCCCACUCCUCCAGCAAGAAGAGCUCCUCUGUUCACUCCAUCCCCUCCACCGCGAACAGACAACACCGUCCCAAGGCCAGGGAUUCUCGAGACAAACAGAAUGCAACAAGGAUGAAUAGAAUGGGCCAAGAAAAGAAAUGGUUUACAGAUGAACCGGAUAAUGCCUAUCCCAGAAACAUUCAAAUCAAGCCAAUGAGCACCCAUAUGGCUAAUCAGAUCAACCAAUAUAAAUCGACAAGCAGCUUGAUACCACCAAUCAGAGAAGUGGAAGAUGAAUGUUGACUCCCAGGAGCCCAGGACUAUUUUUUUUAAAGCCUGACAAACUUCAUAAAUGGUGAUGUGACAUUUUUUCCUCUAACAUGCAGAAUCACUGGUGGAAAAGUUGUGAAAAACAAGCAUUAUGAGAAAAAUUAAGUAGACAGUUCCUUCUUUUUGUCUGCCUUUAAUACUGCUUCCAUGUAUUUUGGAAAAUAUUUCAUUUAUAAGUGAACAUAGUCAAAAUAAUCAUGUAUAGCCUCUAACAUUUUAAAUUAUUUUUAUUUAUUAGAAAGAAAAUAUAUAUUUUUUCUUUUUUUCCAUCAUCCAGUAUCUUCCCUGCCAAACAACGAGCCAAACUGGUUAUGUGGCCAGACUCCUAAGGAAACGUUCAUCUUUUUCCUGCCUCUGUUUCCAAGGAGAAUGAUGGUCUCCUCCCCACGGGAAUCCCUCCCCACAGAAAGUUGUAAUUAAGGGGAUCAAAUUUCAAAAUAAAACUGUUCCAAGAGUUCCAACCUGGUGUACAUGUAUUUUGGUAAAUUAAAAGGAGAGAUAGAGAAAAAUAAAUACAGUUCCCUCCCCAUUCCUUUACCGGAAGAUGUGCUUUUUGUUCAGCAUUGACACCAGCUCUUAAUAAACAGAAAUGUAUUUAUUUUCAAAUUUGAAAGUCAUAUUUUUGUAUGUUUAGCAUUCAUUCUGGAUUCCUCAUGACUUUAUGACCUAUAUAGAGGGGAAGACAUUCUUGCAAAUCUUGGAAAGUCAUUGAUCACUCUAAGAUCCAUAAAGAAUCGUGGAUAAGUUGCUUCCUCCAUAGGCUAGUGGACAACAUAGAAGCCAAGGGACUAUGGGCAGAUGAGUGCAUAGUACUUGUUUGUUUCUGAAUGGAUGUGAAGUUUGCAUUCCACUUGGCUUCUUCUUUCAUUUUUUUCAAAUAUCAUUUGCUGAGUAAGUUCAACCUUGGAAAUACCUUUGAUUUUUACGGGGGAAGAGAAGGGAGGCCCAGGUUUCAAAGUUCUUAGCCUGUGGUAUAAUUUGUGGGUUUCCUGUAUUGACUGGGACAUUGCACACAUAACUGUUAGAACAACAUGAAAAUAAAAUUUAGGAAACCAAAGAACAUAUUACAACAGGUCUUUAAAAACAGCCAGCGGUGAAAUCAAAGGUAUCGACAGUUUCAAAGAAUGGUCAGCACCUUAUUCUGGCCAUCAAACAUAAUUGUGAUGUUUCUUAGCUUCACUGCAAUAUGCAGAAUUUAUAGUCACCCGAGUCUUUGAUGUUCUGAACAACUUAGCAAGUCUUUCACCUCGAAAUGCUCGAUCCUUGAUACAUGCAAUCCAAAGUCUCUAGAUGAAGAACAGACAAGCUAUUGGGUUUAUUUUGUUUGGUUUUUGUAAACAUGCUGGGACUUGGGAAAAAUGAAAGAAACAGAAACACCCAAAGUCCCAUGGUGGAUGGAGGUUACCCUUUCAGUCUUUGUGAUUGUUGCAGAAUUUCAAACGCCAAAAUCCAGCAUACUGUGGUAACUAUUUACAUUAGUGAAAUACCAAUGAAUUAGAUGGGAACUGAGUACACUCACCAUUAAUACUUCUGUCCACUAUGUACUCCAAUUACUAAGCUAAACUAUCUCAGCUUUAAUGUUUGUCCACUGGCUGCAGUAGUAAUAUAUUCACACGGCCACCUUAGUAGGCUUUGUCCUGGAGUGACGUUUUGGACUGUGAUUACUUUGUCUUUCCAUUUAGUAGAAUUAGCUAUAUAAAAAAAGAACUGUGGAUAUGUCUGUAAGAUGGGAUUGUCUUUCAAAUAUUUAUAAUCACUAACCUAUUCAGAGAACAAAAUUGACAGGAUUAAACCCAUUUCAUGGUUCCCAAAUGAAAGGAGGGGGAAAAAAAACCCAACCUAAUUGUGAGACUACACUUUUGCAGCAAGGAGGCAUUCUUUUCAUUUUCAUUUUUGCAUUAGAAACAUCUUCAAGGCUUUAGUUUGGCCAAUGCUCCUUUUUCAUUAAUGAAUGGCAAAAAUAUCCUUCCUGGGUGAACAGACUGAAUUGACUCUUGCUAGGUAUAUUGGCGUUGGUCUCCACCUUUUCCAAAUACAUUUGAUUUGCUUAGGCUAGUUGGCACGCUGAUAUUCAGUGCAUUACUUUUAGAACUGUGGACGGUGCCAUUACUUAGUAUCCUUCAUUAGGGGAAAAGGUCCUGGAUGUGUAGGAAAGCAAAGGUGAACUUUUUCUAAAAGCUACCUGAAUGCUGGGCAUUUCCUAGAGUUUAGUAAAUAACCUAGACAGCAAUCUUCGAUCAGGCCCUCUAGGAACAAAGGAUCAAAUGGUCUCUCAUUAAUUCCAAAAUUUGUGCAACUUAAGUCAAAGGGGUUAAACCACGUAUACCUGUAUCUUCACUGUUGAAAAGUUAUGACUUUGAAACCGAAGCCAAGACCUUUCUCUGUAGACCAGUAGUAUUAAUGUGAGGUGAUGGUAACUACUUGUUUGAGGAAAAGCUGGCCCCUCUGCCAUGGUACCUUAAUGAAUUAGGUCAUGAGUUCUCCUUAAUAAGCAAAUGGUUAUGUUCUUUGGCCAAUAAAAUUGCUAAUUGACAACUCUUCUUAAACUCGUAUUUAUGAAGAGGUGGGUGACUAGCAUCCAUAGAUAAUUGGUCUCUGGGAGGCGUUAGUAUCAACUGGAAAGAGAGAAAUCAGAAUUCUCAGGGACAUACAUUACAAAGCUCCUUUACUUUCAAAGCUGUUAUAAUAAUGUUGGUAUUUGUUAAGCGCUUACUAUGUGCCAAGCACUGUUCUAAGCGCUGGAUUUACUGAGAUCUCUACCCAACAUUAAUCAUCUUUCCCUUUGAAACCAAUAUGUUGUCUUUCUCCCAGGUCGCUCACUAAUCUCACAAAGCCUGGUGUUUGCGGCACCACCACCUCCUCAGAGAAGUCACUAAGGGUCUUUCAGAGCAUAACUCUGGAAUGUUUUAGAUGAAUGACUGACUCGAAGUUAUUCACAAACAAGCAUCUAUGGCAAACAGCAUGGCCAGGGAAUCUUCACAUGACAAUGUGUGAAACAGUUUUUUUUUCCAGCCAAUGCCUAAUGCACACCUUAAAUGUUUCCUGCCAAAGCAACAGGAGGAAGCGAUGCAUAUGUACUGAAGAGAUGUGGUUUAGGCCCAAGGUAGAGGGGAAGAGAAGGAAUGGAACCCAAUGAGCUGAGUUUAUCGAGCAAAGAGUAGCUGGUCAAAUUGCUGCAUUAUAAAAGCAAUAAUUCAACAGCAGAGGAGCUGUAUAGUAGCAGAGUCCCUGACAUCAUUUCACAUUUUCUGGCUUUGAUGGAUGCAUUUUUGGUUUGUCUGAAAUGUUCACAUUGAAUCUUUGACUUCAAGGGCCCAAAUUCAAAGCCUAGGUUUCCCUGGUCACCAAAUCUACUCUUAAACAUGACAAGAUUUGUCCCUGAUACCUACAAUCUCUCCAUGGGUAUGGUGUUCUGGUGAAAUUUAAAACGUCUCUGGUUCCUGCUUUCAGCUAUUCAGGCCCAUCCUCUUCCACCAUUCUCGGAUCACUAAUCUCUCCCUACUUGGCUAUUCAGUCCAAGGUUUCCAUCUGGGUUUGAUACCUCAAUUGCAUCAAACAUUUCCUUUUCCUAUCAGCCUACUCCUCCCAAUAGAUUAGUCAAAGCAUUCCAUUUGUGAGAAUAAAACUUUUGGGCAAAAUGGAAAAAUGAAGAAGGUAAAAGAGGCAGACUGAAAUUUGGGCCAUCUUACCUCAUCUCCAUCCUUCUCCAUGCAGUUUGCUUUUAAAUCAAAUCAGGGUCCGUGUUUAACUCCAGGGAAGGAGGAAAGCACCAUUUCCGGGUUUCAGGCCACCAUUUUUCUUUACUCUUCUAUUGUAGAGGACACUGGGAGGGAACAAUCGUACAAAGAAAUAUCCCUUUUCUGUCAGCGUUCCUAAUUGGUUGAAAUUGGAACUGGGGAGUUCAACUUUUGAAAUACAUUUCUAGAAAUGUUAUUCCUUUGUGGGGAAAUUCUGUAACUUUACUAGCCAUUUGGGUUUUAGGAAAUGUAUAUUUAACAUGUUUAUCUUUCCAGUAGUCUGAGUGGUUUUUCCCCUAUUCCAUUGAACUGGUUGUAUGUGUUGGGAAAACAGCAAGGGAAGAUAACUACUAGAAAAAAGGCUCAUUUUAACCUAGCUGAAAUAUCGGUGUCAUGAGCAUAUGAGACAAAAUAUUAAAACAUGUAAAAGAGUUCUCAAAACAGUGUGCUUUAAUCCUAUAUAAUUUAAUAAAUUCUGCUUAGCAUAUUAUCUCCCAAGAGAACCCCAAAUCAAAUCUUUUCUCAGAGAGAUCAAAAUAAUAUCAUCUAUAAGAGGGAGGCAGUGUUAUCCUCUGUGAUUUUUAACAAUGUAGGCUUCUUUCUUUUAUUUUUUCCCUUCUAUCUGUUCGACAUCAUAAAUGCCUUCUGGAAUUCAGCAGACUUUAAGAUUCCUGAGAUAAAUAUUACACGGCAUUUAUUUGCAUUUACAGUUUUCCCGCAUCCCCAGAUGCCAAGUUAAAAAAAAAAAAACCUUCGUAUUAUGUAGUAGAUGUUAAAUAAUUACCACCUUCUGUAAAUUACAACACUGUGCUGUACACUACUUUCUCUCAAAUGCCACAGUUUUGGAACUGUGGAGCACUGGUGGUUAGUUUCAGAACUAGAUUGGAAAUGACACCAAAAUUCUCAAACAUAAUUGUUAUUUCUAAUAAAGAAAGGGUAGCUCAUCAGGAUAUACUAUUUUGAGUACCAUGAGGGAAUAUACACAUGAGGCCAACACAUACAGAGAGUUCCACUCUGGCAGCUUAGUGUUUUACUGAUGCUGGAUUUGUCAAAUGUGGGAAUGAGAAUUUCCUCGGUAAUCAGUUGGAGGAGAACUGUUUGUGGCCUUUACCCAAAGGUUUGCUGAACUCUUUGCCUCUAAUUCCUUUAAGAUUUCAGAAAUAAUUUUUAAACUAUGGCAAGGAACUAGAACCAUAACUGUUCCUUUCUGCUUCUUCUCAUUCUCCUUGGUAAUGCAUUAGACACUGGUGCCUAAAAAUUGCAAAACUUCAAACAGAAACCCAAGUUUUCCUGGAAGUUAUUAAAGCUUUGAAAUUCCCAUGAUGUACACUAAAUCCUGCCUUCAAAUUGUUUUUUUUUCCUACAGCCCAGGUACCUUAUAGGAAUUCCACAGUUGAGGCUUGUUUUGGGGGUGAAACAGAAAGCACACCCAGAGUUCUACCUAGAAGUUCAUCAAGAAAAAGGAGUGUAGCUGAUUCAUCGUUGUGUUUUUGGGUUUGUUUUGUUUUCAUUUAAAUAGGGAUUAUUAGUGAGAGAGAACAAAUGCUGGUGCUCAGAAUCGAUCUACCCGUCAUCUGUAAUAUCCAGUGAUAAAUAUAUUGUCUUGUAAAAAGGGUUUGUACAUAACUUGUACAUGGUUUCAUUUUGUAUUUUUCUCAGAUUAAAAUUUAUGUAUUUGUGUUCUAAAACAA
This is a messenger RNA of Ornithorhynchus anatinus (platypus), 9286 nucleotides long. It is a transcript of the gene KCNMA1, whose product is annotated as potassium calcium-activated channel subfamily M alpha 1. Bases 34 to 3831 code for a protein of 1265 amino acids. The transcript has 30 exons. The record is from RefSeq and is a predicted model, not a curated record. Gene Ontology annotation, biological process: potassium ion transport; transmembrane transport. Lineage: Eukaryota; Metazoa; Chordata; Mammalia; Monotremata; Ornithorhynchidae. Gene Ontology annotation, cellular component: postsynaptic membrane. Gene Ontology annotation, molecular function: large conductance calcium-activated potassium channel activity.